GCAAGAACUCAAGUGUGAAAUACCAUUGCUAAAUCGUAAGAUUUAAAUUUGGAGAUGCUUCAAAGUAGAUCUGCACGAGUUCCGAAAUGCGCUCGAUGUAGAAACCAUGGGAUGAUUUCUACUUUAAGGGGACAUAAGAAACAGUGUAUUUAUAAGAAUUGUUCGUGUACUAAAUGUGGGUUGAUUAAAGAACGACAAAGGAUUAUGGCCGCUCAGGUCGCUUUAAAACGUCAACAAGCAGCUGAAGACGCAAUUGCCCUCCAUUUAGCGGCAGCAGAAAAUGGCACAACCUACGAUUAUCUCCCACCUGGAAAAAUUUUUGGGAUGCAAGUUACAUCUCCUAUGGCGGAAUCCCCAGAUCUUCCUAAAGGACGUCCUGUAACACCUGAAAAACCAUCCGAAGAAAUUUCGGUUAGUCCUGCAUCUAUCGAUAUGCUUUGCAAGCUUUUUCCAAAUAAAAAACGAUCCGUUUUGGAGUUAGUUUUAAAAAGAUGUAAUCAUGAUUUAUUAAAAGCCAUCGAACAUUUCAAUUUGGCCAACGCUAAGAAAACAGAUGGGGAAAAGAAAAUUGUUGAUGAAGGGGGUGAGGAUGACUACGUAUCGGCUUUUAAACCGGUUUAUGGGAAAAUGGGUCCCCAUGGGAAUUUAUUGGCGGGAAGUAAAGUUUACAUGCAUAGUAUUUACCCAUUUUUAUCGCUUUUUAACCCCCAACCUGUUUUACCAAGUCCAGUUUAUGUCCCAGGAUUUUGCGAUUGUAAUCAAUGCAGGUACAGUUUACAUUCAAACCCUCGAAAUUAAAUAUUAAGUUUUUAUUAU
This is a messenger RNA of Onthophagus taurus, 816 nucleotides long. RefSeq names its product doublesex- and mab-3-related transcription factor dmd-4. Gene Ontology annotation, cellular component: nucleus. Gene Ontology annotation, molecular function: RNA polymerase II cis-regulatory region sequence-specific DNA binding; DNA-binding transcription factor activity, RNA polymerase II-specific; protein binding. NCBI's taxonomy places the organism in Eukaryota, Metazoa, Arthropoda, Insecta, Coleoptera, Scarabaeidae. The record is from RefSeq and is a predicted model, not a curated record. Gene Ontology annotation, biological process: sex differentiation; regulation of transcription by RNA polymerase II.